Molecule: messenger RNA, 1277 nt
Organism: Limulus polyphemus (Atlantic horseshoe crab)
Lineage: Eukaryota; Metazoa; Arthropoda; Merostomata; Xiphosura; Limulidae
Exons: 2
Coding region: 1-1170 (389 amino acids)
Molecular function (GO): lipid carrier activity
Source: RefSeq, a predicted model, not a curated record
AUGUUUAUUUUCUUGAGGCUUGAAAACUCUAACCACAAUAUAAACUGUUUUCAUCUACAGGCACUGUUGGUGCAUAUAGUUGGUCAUGAAAUCAGGUUGCUUCCAUCUUGGCAACAGUCCUCCAUCGAGAUUAUUAUUGAUCAACAAACACAUCAACUGGUUUAUGGCCAACCACUUCAAGUCGGAUCUGUAGAAUCACCCAUCUAUGUCUAUCUCGAAGAGACUUUAUCUCGUCCAAUUGUUGUUGUCCAAGCUGAAGUGGAAGGUCUUCAUAUUAGAUACGAUGGUGUGAAUGCAAGGAUAAAGGUUUCUCCCAAAUACAUGGGUAAACAUUGUGGUCUCUGUGGAGACUUCAACGGAGAAAGCUACAGAGAGUUCUUGGGACCCAACUUGUGUGUAUACACUAAUAGCCAGGACUUUGUCAAUAGCUAUGUUUUAGGAGGUCAACAAUGUCAGCUGCCUUUUCAACCACUUCACCCUUUUGUGUGUCCAUCAACGUAUUCCAAGUCACUUUACCAGUACACCAAGCCAUUGGGGUAUCUGAGAGAACGUUUGGCAUCUCCUGUCUUACAAACCCAGCCCAUUGUUAGGAAAUAUACACCUUAUACAUCAUUGUUCCAGACGCCUAGCACCACUGGUGUUCAGAGACCUAUUGAUGACAGACAACGCUUGGUAUCUCCCCUCUUACAAACCCAGCCGAUGGUUAGGAAAUAUACACCUUAUUCACCAUGGUUCCAGACAUUUACCACUACUGGUGUUCAAAGAUCUAUUGAUGAGAGAGAGCGCUUGGUAUCUCCCCUCUUACAAACCCCUCACACGGUUAGGAAAUAUACACCUUAUUCAUCAUUGUUCCAGACACCUAACACCAUUGAUGUUUACAGUCCCUUUGAGGAAGAUAGAUGUAUCCUGAAGAAGGUUUGGACCAAGCACUGGGACAACAAUAUUUGCUUCAGCAAAGAAUUUGUGCCAAUCUGUAAAGACGAAUGCAUGCCAAGCCAUGAAAUCCAAGAUAUAACCCUCAACUUUUUCUGUUUGCCCGAAAAUAGUCCAUAUCUUCAGGACCUGUUUGAAAAAGCAAAAACUGGAAGAAUUGAAGAAAUCCAGCUCAAUACUAAACAUCAUGUUGACAAAGUCGAAGUACCGAAAUUUUGCAGACCAGUUUACCAGUGAUUUGUUGUUGUUAUUUUUUGAUUGUUUUUGUUAAAACGUUUUCUGUUAAUGGUUGUUUAUUAAAUUUGCACUAAAAUGCUAUACUGAAUAAAGCUGUAUUGCCAGAA